Molecule: messenger RNA, 519 nt
Organism: Malania oleifera
Lineage: Eukaryota; Viridiplantae; Streptophyta; Magnoliopsida; Santalales; Ximeniaceae
Product: probable inactive 2-oxoglutarate-dependent dioxygenase AOP2
Exons: 2
Coding region: 1-519 (172 amino acids)
Source: RefSeq, a predicted model, not a curated record
AUGGGAAUCCAAACACAACCCAAGAUUCUAGUCAUAUAUUUCUCAAAGGAAGAUUGGAAGCCUGGCACACCUGCUUGGCUCUUUGCAUGCAAUGAAGUUAGGCAUGCACUGGAAGAAUAUGACUGUUUUGUGGCACUCUCCAACAACACAGUCUCUCCAGAGCUGCACCAACAAGUCUUCCAGUCAUCGGAAGAAUCAUUCGAUCUCCCUAGAGAAAUCAAAGCCCAAAACACUUAUGAUAAGUCCUACCAUGGUGUCAUGUUACGUUCGGAGGUUGCGAGGCUCGCUCCAGCUACAAAUCAUUUUUCACCACUAAAGGAAAAAUCCUCCUCGUCUGAAGAUUCAGAUGGUGAUGACAAAUUUGUUGAGAUUGCAAAAGUGUUUUCUUCUUGCUAUGAAGAAUCGACUUCUGGAAAUGAAGAUAGAUCUUAUUUUGAUGGUGAGUCUGUUCAGCGUUCAAAGAAACCAGAUCUGGAUGCGGCUUUGGAUGCUUUGUUGGAGCAGAUGAAGAUGCCUUGA